Juglans regia (Persian walnut) is the source of this 693-nucleotide messenger RNA. RefSeq lists its product as uncharacterized. The record is from RefSeq and is a predicted model, not a curated record. The transcript has a single exon. NCBI's taxonomy places the organism in Eukaryota, Viridiplantae, Streptophyta, Magnoliopsida, Fagales, Juglandaceae. Bases 1 to 693 code for a protein of 230 amino acids. Gene Ontology annotation, molecular function: DNA binding.
AUGGCCGGGAAAAGAAAGUUAAGUGAAUGGGUGAAUGGCAAAGAAGUUAACCUUGAGGAGUUUAGCGAGGAGUUCAGAGCUGCUAUGACUCUUCUAGCGAUAAAGCAUGCAAAAGCAGACGAAAAGAUAGCCAUGGCUUUGCUUGAACGUGCAAAAAGAUCAAGAUUUACUGAGGAACAUGCAAAAACCAAGCCAAAACCCAUUCAAAGUUCACAUUCACAGACAUACCAACAUUUCGGCCCCUACAGUCCCCCAGACUGCCCCCCGGUGCCGAGCCUCAGCGGCCUGAUCAUAGGAGCGUGCUCUAAGCCUUUUGAGAAGCAGUUGACACCUACUGACGUGAGGACUGACCAAUGCAGAUUGUCUUUCAACAAAGCAGACGUCGAGAACUUCCUCUUGCCACUGCUGAACAAGAGCGACGAUCUUGUUCGGGGAACUCCGGUCACUGUGUAUGACAUGAAUGGCCGUAAAGAGUGUUCGAUGACGUUCAAGCGCUGGGCUUCCAAGUUUCACGUUCUUACGGAAGGGUGGAAUAAGUUUUGCAAAGAACAUGAGCUGCGAAAGUAUGAAGAUUUCGUUACGGUGUGGAUGUUCCGCCAUGUUCGCAGUGGAGAACUUUGCUUUGUCUUGUCCAUGAGAAGAAUGCCUGUGUUCAAGCCCUUAAAGAGAUCGAGGACCACAAAUGAUAAUUAA